Messenger RNA from Rubroshorea leprosula, 962 nucleotides. The record is from the annotation of a GenBank genome assembly. Lineage: Eukaryota; Viridiplantae; Streptophyta; Magnoliopsida; Malvales; Dipterocarpaceae.
UGAACAAUUCCAGAUGCCAGAAAGGGUUCAUGGAUUCUGGGAGGUGGAUGGAACAAUGACCUUUGGGGAGGAGAACUGCCUAUGGCAUCUUGGAUAGACAAUAUUACACCUGACAAUCCAGUUUGGCUAGCGAGGAUGGAUCAUCAUAUGGGCUUGGCAAAUUCAGUUGCACUUAACUUGGCUGGAAUUACUAAAUUAUCAGAAGAUCCAAGUGGAGGAACUAUAAUGAGAACUGUUGAUGGAGAGCCUACAGGGUUGUUAAUUGAUUCUGCCAUGAAUCUUAUCCUAUCCUUGAUUCCUGAUGUCUCUGUGGAUCAAAAAAGGGAUGCUUUGCUUAGGGCUAGCAAUCUUGCCUUGAUGAGAGGAGUCACAACUGUUGUGGAUUUUGGGAGAUAUUUUACUGGUGCAUCAGUUGAGGCUUCCUGGGAGGACCUUUCAGGUUUUCACUUAAGAUAUUUUCCAGAGUUUAUGCAUUUUAAGUCAAAUGAAGUUAUUCUGCUGCACAUAUGAUUCUGCAUGCUUUUUGAACUAAGGAUUCUCAACAAAACAAUUACACCUAAAUCUCAAACAAAAGAAUCACAGAAAAGAAAAAAAAAAAAAAGGGAACCAUUUUAGAUGGAUGCAAACAUGAUAUUGGCAACUUGAGACAUCUUUUCAUAAUAGAAAUUGCUCAAGAAUCCUAUAAAUGCAAUGCUGCAGAAAGUGACUUUUCUUUCCAGUGCCUUUGUUGUUCUUUGUCUUUUAUUUUCUUCGGUUCGCAUAGAUGUCUAUCAAUGGGCUGAUUCUUCAGGCAAGAUGACAAUCAGAGUUUGCUUAUUUUUUCCAAUUGAGACAUGGUCAAGUUUGCAUGUAUGACCUCUUUGACAAUUUCUCUGUUCAAAGUGACAUGUUGAAAUUAGUUAUUUUAGAUUCCUAUUAUUUGUUUUCCGAUCAUGUUUUUUUUUUCCCCACUGAAAUUUUAU